Myxocyprinus asiaticus (Chinese sucker) is the source of this 1778-nucleotide messenger RNA. RefSeq names its product serine/arginine-rich splicing factor 11-like. The transcript has 12 exons. Gene Ontology annotation, cellular component: nucleoplasm. Gene Ontology annotation, biological process: RNA splicing. The record is from RefSeq and is a predicted model, not a curated record. NCBI's taxonomy places the organism in Eukaryota, Metazoa, Chordata, Actinopteri, Cypriniformes, Catostomidae. Bases 184 to 1551 code for a protein of 455 amino acids. Gene Ontology annotation, molecular function: RNA binding.
UUCACACGCCAGCACGAGCGCCAUUACAGAUCCCGCCAUGCGCGCGUGACACAGCAGGCCGCGAGACGACUGAUCGAAUUCAUCGAGAAUAAAUCGAGUAAAAGCGUGUUUUAACACACGGAUCGAUUGGGCGUAUUUAAAUGCCUUUCGAUUGACGUGCGUCGCCAUCAGAUCUGAGCCACAAUGACGUCCAGCACGAAUGUGAUUCAGGUGACGAAUGUGUCGCCCAGCAGCACGGCGGAGCAGAUGAGAACGCUGUUCGGAUUCAUCGGAAACAUCGACGAACUCAAACUCUUCCCUCCAGAUGAUUCUCCCUUGCCUGUGACUUCACGUGUCUGUUUUGUAAAGUUCCACGAGCCGGAAUCAGUCGGCGUUUCGCAGCACCUGACGAACACUGUCUUCGUGGACAGAGCCCUGAUCGUCGUCCCUUUCGCUGAAGGAGUGAUUCCUGAUGAGUCGAAAGCUCUGUCACUGCUUGCCCCAGCCAAUGCCGUUGCAGGAUUGCUACCAGGGGGAGGGCUUCUGCCCACGCCAAACCCGGUCCCAUCUAUUGGUGGAGUUGGUCUUGGUGGUCUUGGAGGGCCUAACUUGGAUCCCAUGGCAGCUCUGGCCAUGGCAGCACCAAAUUCUUUGUCAGCUGAGCAACUUAUGAAGAUAAUGGCAUCCAUGGACCCCAAGUUGAAUCCUCUCACCGCUGGGCUAAACUUGACUCCUGGAUUGAAGGCUGACGCAUCAAAUAAAGAGAUCGAGGAGGCCAUGAAGAGGGUGAGAGAGGCGCAGUCUCUGAUCUCGGCUGCCAUCGAGCCUGGAAGUAAGAAGGAUGAUAAACGGAAGCGCUCCAGAUCCAGAUCCAGACGCAGGAGGUCCCGUUCCCGUUCAAGACACAGGCGUUCUAAGAGUCAUUCCAGACGGAGAUCUCGCUCCAGGAGCCGUAGGAGGUCAAAGAGCCCCAGGAGGAGGAGGUCUCAUUCCAGGGAUCGCAGCAGACGUUCCCGGUCCAGGGAUCGAAGGAAGGAUGACAAGAUCAGGAAACGUUCAAAAACGCCACCGAAGAGCUACAGCAGCGCCAGACGGUCACGCAGUACCAGCCGUAAACGGCACAGGAGAAGUCGCAGCAUGUCUCGUUCUCCAAAGAAAUCCCGAUCUCCCAAGAGAAAACUGUCCCGCUCGCCAUCUCCCCGCAGACAUAAAAAAGAGAAAAAGAAGGAUAAAGAUCGUGAGAGAGACCGUGACAGAGACAGGAAAGAUGAUCGGGACAGAAAUCGAGACAAAAGAGAACGUUCCACCAGCAAGAAGAUCAAAGACAAAGAUAAGGAGCGAGACAGGAAGUCAGACAGUGAGAAGGGAAAUCUGAAGGUGACCAGGGAUUACGAUGAGGAAGAGCAGGGUUACGACAGUGAGCACGAGGAAGAGCGAGAGAGGAACUCUGACACCGCCUCGUCACCGCAGGCCAAAGAGCCUCAAGCAGACAGCGCAGAUGAUGCGGGACGCGGAGAGUCGGACGGCAACAGCGAAGACCAGCGAGACGAAGACAUGGACAUGAGCGACUGAAAACAGCCCAAUCCCACUGAUCAGUGUUUCUCUCAUUGUUAAAUAGAGUUUGGAUCGAGGAAAGCUUCUCCUACAUUAGUCUGACAACUCUUUCCUCUCUGAACAGAUUCAUUCCUUUUUGUUCGUUUUUUAAACUCUGCAUCCUCAGAAUCUGCUGUAUUUAGCUACUGGUACAUGCUUGUCUUAAAUGUGUACUCCCAAGAUUUUAGAGCCGUUUUCUUUCGAUA